Messenger RNA from Triticum urartu, 579 nucleotides. RefSeq lists its product as uncharacterized. The record is from RefSeq and is a predicted model, not a curated record. Lineage: Eukaryota; Viridiplantae; Streptophyta; Magnoliopsida; Poales; Poaceae.
AAACUUUCUGGAGACCACUCCAUUUUCCCUGCUGUCCAGGCAGUACAUACAUAAGGGAUAAUUCACAACAAGGAUGGAAAGCCAUCCAUAAAUAAAGAAAAGGCCAUCUUCUAUCUCGCUCUAGAAGCAUAGCUGUAGCUGGCUUGAGUACUCAUCAUCAUCAUCAUCCCAAAGAACUAGAAGAGAAGAAGAAGAAGAUGCAGGACUGGAGUCCGGUGCUCAUCUCCUUCAUGCUCUUCAUCCUUCUGUCCCCAGGGCUUGUCUUUCAGAUCCCUGGCAAAUCGCGGACGAUCGAGUGCGGCAAAUUCCACACCAGUGUCGUCUCCAUCCUCAUCCACACCAUCAUCUUCUUCGCCCUUGAUGCCUUCUUCCUCGUUGUCGUUGGCGUCCGCAUCGAGUUCGGCUCCUCAUCAUGAGUAGUAGAGUACUCUGCUUCAUCCUGUUCUAGCUGUUCCUUUUGCUCUUUCUGUCUGUUUGGUUCUUGCUGCUUGUUAAUUAGUUUGCCUGGGCUCAAUCAUUGCUGACCUGGGAUAUGUUACAUAUGUUGGGAUCAUGUGAAAUUUAUAUUCUUGAGAUUUA